AUGAGAACAAGAACCUCAAGCACUAGCACAAGCACAAGCACAAGCACACAACAAUGGCAAUGGCAAUGGCAAUGGAAAUGGCUUUUGAUUCUUCUGUGGCAGUCUUCCAACUUAUCCCAAGCGUUGACUCCAUUGGAAGCCAAGAGCAUGUCUGCCAAAGUCGUCAUUAGCAGCGGGGUGGAAUUCCAAUCCUCGGUCCCGCCCAUUCCCGGUGUCUUGCCCGCCGCAGAGGUUCCAGAUGUAUCUUCGGUUCUGGCCACGCUGACAUCCUUUCCACGAGAAUCCUUUCAUCAAAAGGUCCAAAACGUCGACGUGACGGGCAAUCCGCAACCCGAAGCGGUCACGAGAGACGAAUUCAACAAUUUGCAAUUGUAUUGGACCAAGCCAAACACUCCCAUUUGUAGUUUCCAAUUGCAAGCGACGGUCAAUUGCAAUUCCAACAUUUUGCCCAUUCAUCAAAAGAUUCCAUUUCCCAUUUCCGAGGAUAUUUUGCCGCCCGACAUUGUCAAUGAUUUUCUCAAGAUUACCGAAAUUGCCAAUCAAAAUGCCCAAAUUCAACAAAUUGCGCAUUCCAUUACGAAUGCCGCUAGUCAAGGAGACAUGGACAAUUCCGAUUUGUAUCACGUGGUCUUUGCCAUUGCCGAUUGGGUCCAAACCAACAUCAAGUAUGACAAGAAUGCCAUGAAGACGACGAAGAAGAAGAACCCCUCCAAGGCGAUUGGUAUUUGCAAAUCGGCCACGGAAACCUUGCGCACAGGAGUGGGCAAAUGCGACGAACUGUCCGCGCUCUUUGUCAGUUUGAAUCGGGCCUUGGGAAUUCCGGCACGAUUCGUCACGGGAUAUGCCUACACGAACAUUCCCAUUGGCAACAGCGAAGAAGAAAAUUGGGGAGGACAUGCCUGGGCCGAAGUUUACUUUCCAGGAAUUGGAUGGGUACCCUUUGAUGUGGCCUAUGGAGAAUAUGGAUAUCUCAGUGCGGGGCAUGUCAUGCUGUCCACUUCGGACGAUGCAGCCGACAACACCAACGUCCAUUAUCAUGCCCAAGGAUUUGAUUUUACCAUUACCCCCCGGAUUAUUGAUAUUUCCGUGACUCCGGACGAACUAAUAACACAAGGAGCGGAAGAUUGGGGAGACUUGCAAAAAACAUCUUCCGCCCAAGACGUUCAAGUCUCACUCGAGGCGCCACCCCAAGAAGCACCACAUGCUGGAAUUGGAGAAGUCAUUCGACUCUUGUGCACCUUGACCAAUCCGCAUGAUUAUUAUGUCUGUACUAGACUCGAUAUUGCCAAUACACAAGAUACUACCUUGUUGGACGAACUAUCCGAUCAUGUCUUGUUGAAUCCCAAACAAACCAAACAAAUUCCAUUGGCCUUUCAAGUGGACCCUAAUCUUCAAAAGGGUUAUGCCUACGAAUUCCCAUUUUCCGUUGCUUCUGGAGCCCAAGAGGCACGAACCACGAUCAUGGUCAAGGAUCAAGCCGAUUCUAGACAAAAACAGAUUCAAGGAAUGAAGAUGCAAUGGGAGAAUCCGGCACGAAGACCUUAUUAUGACAAUAAUAAUAAUAAUGAUCCACGGGGUCCGCAACAACAGCCACCGUAUAAUGGUGGAUACUACGAUGGACGGGAUAGUGGAAGUACUGGAAAUACGGCUGGCGAUUGGUGGGGCGAAGCUGGUGGAAAGAGCAUGUUCAUGAGCAACCAACCAAGACAACCAACUCCAGAAGAUUGGAAACGAGCCGAACAAGGAGGAGGAGGAGGAAGUUAUCGUGGUGGUGUUGGCGGACCACAGCAGCAGCAAGGCAAUAUUCCAGGAUAUCCAGGACCAGGAGGAGCAAACAUUGAUCCGAGAGUAGUAGGAGGACUAGGAGGAGGACGAGGAUACCAACCAAAUGACCGAGGAGGAUUUGGUCCACCACCACCACCUGAAUAUGAUAUGUAUCAACCGUCCAAUCAAUGGAAUCCAAAUCAAGCCAUGAAUCGAGGCCCCUCCAAUAAUAGUUUUGGUGGACCAGGAAGCCGAGGUCCGGCCACGAAUAGUUUUGGCACAAAUAGUUUUGGAGUACAACCGCCACCACCACCAAUGAAUAACAAUCUAGGAGGACCAGGCCUAGGAGGGGUCAACAGCUUCCAGCAACAACAGCAGCAGCAGCCACCAAUGAAUCCCCGUCCAACCACCGCACCGUCCAAUUCGCGAGAUGCCGAUUGGUUUGAAAAGGCAGGCGAAACAAUCUAUGAUAGUAGCAAUGGAUGGUGGAACAAGGAAAAAAGAGAAGGAAACAAGGUGGUUCGUGAUUAUGAAAAGACCUAUGUUGAUAAUACCAACAAGCAACCACCACUACAACAACAGGGGGAUACCACUUGGUCCAUGGGCCCAAAAGGAAGAGUGGAUGACACCAGAGGAGCAGGUCGAGUUGGAGGAGGCUAUGCUGAUAGCAGUGGUGGUGCCACUCGUGGUCCAUCUUCCUAUGGCACGGCACGAGGAUACGACAAUCCCACUCCUGGCAUCCAGAAUCCACAACGAUUUGAAAAUCCCAAUCGAUACGACAAUAAUGUGUACAAGGGACAGCCGCCGCAACAACCCGGUCAAUAUGGUGGUGGUGGUGGGGGUGGUCCUCCCAAUAUGCAACAAGGAUAUUCCAGCUACGGUGGUGGUCAAGCUCCAGCAGAUGGAGGAGCAUGGAGAGGCGAUGACAAUGCCCGAAAGAAUUUUUCCAAUGAAUGGCAGCGCAAUGAUUUAUUGGGUCGGAGUCGAGAAAAGUACCUACAAGGGCAAAUGGGGAAUCAACAACCUCCACCUCCACCAGGUUUUGGUGGUGGUGGUGGACCAUAUGAUCCAUAUGGUCCACCACCGCCUCCUGGAAUGAUGGGGGAUCCCUACUAUCCACAAGGACAAGGAGAUUAUCGAAAUGAUCCUCGCAUGAUGGGAGGCCAGCAACAACAACAACAGCAGCAGCAGGGACGACAAAACUACGACGGGCGGGGCAAUCCAAGCGCUGGUAGUAGCUAUUAUGGGAAUGCGGACAGUCAGACAUGGUGGGACGACAAAUAA
Molecule: messenger RNA, 3048 nt
Organism: Cylindrotheca closterium
Lineage: Eukaryota; Bacillariophyta; Bacillariophyceae; Bacillariales; Bacillariaceae
Source: the annotation of a GenBank genome assembly